UUGAUCCCCCUUUAUUCCUACACAAAUCAAGAGAAAAAAAAAAAAGAGCAAGUGAAGAACAAAAAAAUGGUGCUACUAGAGAAACUAUGGGAUGAUGUACUUGCUGCUCGUCACCCUGAUCGUGGGCUUGACAAACUCAAAAAACUUCAAACAAACUUAGCCACUACUCCAGAAGGGGACAUGGCUAAGUACCAACGAUCGGUGUCGAUGCCGCCGUCGUCGGGAUCAACAUCGGCAAUCCCUGCAUCACCUACGUCGCCAGGGACACCGACGACACCGAGUUCAGCACGUAGCAGAGACAACGUGUGGAGGAGUGUGUUCCACCCAGGGAGCAACCUCAAUACAAGAAAUAUUGGAAAUCAGAUUUUUGACAAGCCUACACAAGCAUCCUCUCCUACUGUUUACGACUGGCUCUAUAGUGGGGAGACAAGGAGCAAGCACCAUGUUAAGUGACCGAUUGAGAGGGUUCUACUGCACGUUACUAGUGUUACAAAAUGUUGUAAUAUAGUAUGUUGUUGUUGCUUAUGGAGUUAUUGAUAUUAAUGUACAUAUAAGUGUCUGUUUCGAGACCUGAGAUUUUGUUGUUACGAUGGACUAUGGAGGUGUUAGACUAGAUUUCUUUUGGUGUAUGCUGCUUUUGUUUAGGUUUCUUGUAUUUUCAAUGGUCGUCGUUGACUUGUUGGUGACUGUAAUAGAACUACGAACUUCUAAUCAGAGCUUAUCCAAGUUACUAUUUU
Molecule: messenger RNA, 737 nt
Organism: Beta vulgaris subsp. vulgaris (sugar beet)
Lineage: Eukaryota; Viridiplantae; Streptophyta; Magnoliopsida; Caryophyllales; Amaranthaceae
Product: auxin-repressed 12.5 kDa protein
Exons: 3
Coding region: 67-453 (128 amino acids)
Source: RefSeq, a predicted model, not a curated record